Messenger RNA from Tribolium madens (black flour beetle), 7551 nucleotides. RefSeq lists its product as uncharacterized. The transcript has 16 exons. Bases 1187 to 7471 code for a protein of 2094 amino acids. Gene Ontology annotation, biological process: N-terminal peptidyl-methionine acetylation. The record is from RefSeq and is a predicted model, not a curated record. Gene Ontology annotation, molecular function: protein-N-terminal amino-acid acetyltransferase activity; protein binding; helicase activity. Gene Ontology annotation, cellular component: NatB complex; cytoplasm. Lineage: Eukaryota; Metazoa; Arthropoda; Insecta; Coleoptera; Tenebrionidae.
UCUUGUACAAAAUUAUUUGUCAGACGAUUAAUUUUAAUUAAAAUUUUAUUUUGUUGCGCUAAUUUAACAUGAUUUCUUCAGUGUUUUUGCGAAUGACUUGUUAAGCGUAUCACAGAAUCUUCCAUUGUUUCUUCCAUCUGAUAACGUCUCAAAGACACUUGUUCUUGCAUGUUUAAUUAUUUUUGCAAAAUUGCUGAAAAUUCUAGAACUUUGUGAGAUAGCCAAAUUAUUUAUUAAUUUACGACGCGCUAUUCUCUAUCAAAAUUCUCUAACAUUUCGGUUAUUUAUUAUCUUGUUUCUAUCACAGCUCAACUGACGAAUUUUUCCAUUCGAUUAGUAUCGAAAACACUGAAAUUCGUUACGUUUUAUUUGAGCUCACACUACGUAACAAUAAAUCGCUGUUAUUAUCUCCCUUUAUUAUGCAGGAAAUCCCACCAUGCCGUAACACAACAGGCUCUAAUUUUCAUACAAUCAACCGAUUAUCCCAUUAUGUAAUAAUUAGUAAUAACAGCAAUGGUCGCGCAUUUGUUAUUUUUUAACUCUUCAUAAAUUACGACUCCGACAAGGAUGUUAUUUCACUUCCGUGAAGCCUUGACCUUGCUACGACAAGAAAAAUUAAAACAUAAUAAAACUUCCGGUGACUCGGUUUUUGAAAAAUCGAACAAGCUUUUUACAGAAAUGUCAAGGAAGAUCCGGUUGAGGAUACUAGGAAAGAUUAUGGAAUUUUACGAUGUUUUCGGCGCCAAAUUUGGCGCCAAACAAACUAGAAUUGAAUCAAUUAAUUUUUUACAAUUUCAAAAUUGGCGCCCACGUUUGACAUUUAACCUCAUAGCAGUUUGAAGAUUAGCUCAAUUCUGGAAAUGGAUUAUUUACACGAGAAUUUGCAAAAAGAUAUCCAGAUUUGCUAUAUUUUGCAAACACGAAUCAAAAGUAAUGUUAGAAAACCGCCUAAAGCGAAUUUUCUUCUGCAAUUUCAAAAUUGGCGCCCCACAUUUGACAACUGACAAUUGACAAAAGCCGAAAAAUAAAUCAAUCAUGGCGGUUUGAAGAUUAGCUCAAUUCUUGAAAUUAAUUAUUUUCGUUCAAUUUCCACGCGAGUUUGGAAAAACGCCCUCCACGAGUCGUUUCUUUUGCCAUAUUUUACAAACACGUGUCAGGAGUAGGUUAGAAAACCGUCAAAAUCGAAAUGACUUCGAAGGGACAACACGUGCAGGAUAAUUCAGUAGCCGAACGAAGAUUGCGUCCGAUUUACGAUUGGUUAGAUAUCGGCAACAACAAGAAAGCUCUCCAAGAGUGUGAUAAAGUACUGAAAAAGACUCCGAAUUUGCUAUGCGCGAAAGCACUGAAAGCCCUCACUUUGCAUCGAAUGGGCAAGGAGUCGGAAGCGGUGGCUAUUCUGGAAGCCUUAACUGCGGAAAGCCCCACAGACGACGCCACACUCCAGGCGAUGACUCUGUGUUACAGGGAACUGCAACAACUUGAAAAAAUCUGUAAAUUGUAUGAGACUGCAGUGAAGUUGGAGCCGACAAAUGAGGAACUUUUCACGCAUUUAUUUAUGUCGUAUGCGCGCGUUUUUGACUUCAAAUCGCAACAAAAGACCGCAAUGACCCUCUACAAGCACAAACCCAAAACCCCGUACUAUUGCUGGGCCGUUAUGAGUAUUAUUUUGCAAGCAACACGCGGUGAGGGAAAAAACGACCCCAAAAAACGCAAUUUAUUGCUCAGUCUUGCCGAACGCAUGAUGGAAAAAUUGAUAGUCGAUGGAAAACUCGACGCUGAGCAGGAAGUCCAAUUGUAUAUCAUGGUUUUGGAGCUUCAGGAAAAAUAUGAAGAGGUUAUGGCGAUACUAGACGGCCCCCUUGGCACUAAACUAGCGUGUAGUAACCAACCCCACAACAAAUUGAAAUAUUUAGUGCCCCUCAAAUGGUGGGAUGAAGUGAAUUUAUUGUGCAAGGGGAUUUUAAUUGAGAGUGUAGAUAGAUGGGAUAUUUGGAAGGAGUACAUCAACUCGGUUUUUGCACUAAUGGAGGCCAAGCCCUCUCACGAAAGUAACAAUCAUGAUAAUGGGGCCCCCGAGAAUGAUUUAGAAACGGUGGAUGACACUCCGGAGAAAUGUCACGAAUUUAUUUGCCGCAUCGUCGAAAAUGGGGCCGAUAAUGGGUUUUUGUUAAGGGGGCCAUAUUUAGCCCGGUUUGAGCUUUGUGCACGCCUCAUGAAACGUAAUAUUGACACUAGUGACGUCCUGGGGGAAACUAUAGAAUUAUUUAUCGAGUAUUUUCGAAAGUUCGGGCACAAACCUUGUUGUGUGUCCGAUUUACGUCUCUAUUUGAAUUUAUUAGAUGCUGAAAAAAAGGCAGAAUUGUCGACGAGACUUAUCAAGGAUGUGGGGAUCAGUUCGACAAGUGUGCCUCAAUCGGAACAGCAGAUGCAGCGUCACUUGUGCGCCCUCCAAUUGUCCCGUUUGUGUGGGGCCCAUCGUAAUCUCACUUCGGACCAUUUGAAAGCUUUAGUUACUGCAUUUUCGCUUCACUACGAGCACGGUUACCAAACUUACGGCACUAAUUUACUGUCGACCGAUUUGGGUCCUUCUGACCCCUAUGCACUGUUGGCGGCGCACGUUUUGUACGAUUUAUCGCAAACGGAACGUAAAUCCGGACCAAUUGUUGCCGCUCUUGUCUUAUUGGAGAAUAUGCUCAAGAACAGUCCUAGUAAUUUUCAUGCAAAGUUGUUGUGUGUGAGGUUGUAUCAUACCGUGGGCGGUUGUCUCGGUGCGCAAAACAUGUACAACAGUUUAGAUACGAAACAUUUGCAAUUAGAUUCGUUAGGUUUCAUUCAUUGUGCGAGAUUAUCAACCACCGGUUUGUAUUCCCUCUGUUUGAAUUUGUUUGAUGUCACGUUAAAAUUCUUCUCUUCAAAUUACAAAGAUAGUUCGGAUCACAUAACAUUUUCGUACAAAUACGGCUCAUUUAUAAAACUGGAUGAAUUCAUGGAUUUUAGGGAAAGACUGAACAAUAGUAUGCACUAUACAACAGUAGCAAUAGAUAGAAUAGUAUUGAGUCUAGUUGAAUGUACGAAUUUAGACGCCCUGUACAACAUCGACAUAUCACCAAAAGAUGAUAAGAUCGAUUGGGAGGCGUUGCGAGACAAUCACGACCUUAGCGUUUACAUGAGUUGGGACCCUGAACGUAUCGAAGGUCCGCCUGAAAAUUACGAAGAAAUGAAAAAGUUUUUCAUCCACAAUAAAAUUUUCCUAAAAUUACGAACGUCAGUUUUGUGGUCAUUAUCAGCGGCUGUGGACAUUGUCAAGUCAUCAGAUGGGGUCAGAACGAAGUAUAUGGAACGACUGAAUAUUAUUUUGAAGGAUUGGGAGGAGUUAUGUAAGGAUAGUAGAGAUAAAAAAUACGCCUCUUUGUGUCAAAAUUUGGUCACUUUGCCUCUCCCCUCGAGACUUCACGUGGCAUUGGACACGCCCCAUUUUGAGAUUGUGGGUAAUAUGUUUCGGGUUUUGUUGGGAGUGGUGUCCGAGGUUUGUUCAGGGGAUGAGUUAGUGAAAAGAAUUGAGGAUAAGAUGAAAGUGAUGAUGGGGAUGAUUGAAAGCAGGACGAAGGAUGAAAAGAAAAACUCGGAUUUGGUUUAUAGGCGCGAAACAAUGGAGUAUGUUGUAAAUAUAGUCGAGAUUUUGUCGGUAUCGUCGUUAAUAUGUUUGUUGUGCAAUGAUUUGGUGAAACCAACGACACAGGGUAAAAAAGGAAAGAAAAAAGUGAACGAAUCGUCGUGGAGGGAGUCGGUGAUUCGGAUCGCGAGUUGUUUAAAAACGCACAUUAACGAAUUAAACGAUCUUUUACAAUCAUGGUCUAAUUUUAGUGUUUCGAGUGAUUUGGCGCUGAUGUUGGAAUCGUUAAAUUUAAACAACGAUGGACAUAACGUUUGUGAAAACAUAGUAAACAGUUACGUAUUUGCUUGUCGAGAGAUACAGUGUGUUUUGAAAAACAAGAUUAAAAUGUUGAAUAACGGCGUUGCAAGUCGAGCUUGGACUCGAAUUCAACCACACAAGGCCUGGAUAAUUAAUGUUGGGCGUGGAAAUCUCUGCAAGAAACAACCAAUCAACAUCAAGAAUGCCGCCCACCCAUCGUUCCACAACAACGACACGAUGCAACAAAACUUACCGAAACAAGACGAACAGCAACGUCAAACACAGAGCGGCGGUACUUGUCGACAGGGUGGCCGCAUCGCCGUACCUGGCUUGGCCGCAAGCGGGAGGACACACGGGGAUGACAGAUUCUACAAGGAGGCCGACUUCGUCCUUGACCCAAGUCAAUGCGGGAGGCGGGUACGCCUCCACGUGACAUUCCAAAUCCAUGUCGUAUUGGAGGGCUUGUCCGAGGCGGGGCCGAGGCACCGUUACGACGGGCGCAAACUCCACCUCCACGGCUAUAUUACGUUUAGUCCCCCGUCCGACGCCAUUCUCAGCGACGCAAUAAUAUGUCCCGCGGUCCUCUUUUUUGAUUUGCUUAAUUUUCAUCACGUUGCCGCGGUAGAUAGACCCACCGGUGGGCAAAAUGGCGUUGUUUUCACGCCUCCAGGAGAUCCUCGGCGGUGGGUAGCCCCCAGCAUAGCACUCCAUCUGAACAGCUCCUCGCCGGAACAUGAACACCGUGCCCCUUUGAACCCCCCGAAGUUGCGCCGUUCGUGGAGACUCUCUAAGAAGAAUAACCAACCGGUCACAGUCUCAGGGUAUUUCAACAACUUUGUCUUGGAUUCAGAUCGGAGUCUUUUUCGCGAAAUUAAAAGUAAAUUUGCGAAGAAGUUUGAACGAGAGGUGUCCGACUCGGAUGACGAAUUCGGGGCUACAUUAUUCAGACAAUUAGGGGCUGUCGAAUUGCCCGAUUUGAAAGAAUAUAAGAGGAAAAUUCAGGAAGACAUUGAAUUGAUUAAUAGAGUUUUGACGGGGCAAGUCGGGAGGAAUAUGUCGUUGAGUAGGAAACGAGUCUAUAGUGAGGAGGAGAAGGAGAAUUUCCCGAUGAAAUUCUCCUACGUGCCUCCAUCCAGUUGGGUCUUCCAGACGCCCCCAAACAGGAAACUUAAUUACAGCAGAGCUAAAGUGGACGAAAAUGGAAUUAAACCAGCCGUUAUUGAAAAAAGAAACGAUGGAAAAGUUGUCUACGAAAUGAAUAAAAAAAUUAACGUUGAUUUGUCGGGGUUUAAUAAUAAACAAGAGAUUGAUAUUGACAAGAGAUACAUGGUGGAGGUUUCCACGUCAACACCGGAAGAACAAGAGGAGGAAUCUGAUAAGAAUAUGGUGUUACUGGAUGAUAUUGUAUCCAAUUUCCGCAACGUGAGCAUCUACCCGAGCCAUGAAGAAAUUUUGGGCAAGAGCAACAACAUCCAAAAAAAUAUUAUUCGGGGAAAGUUUCACAAUGUUGAGCAUUAUUUGGAUGUCCAAUUUUGGCUUUUACGUGAGGAUUUUAUAGCAAAUUUGCGCGAAGGUAUCGAGAGUUAUCGUUCAAGAGAAUCAACAAAAGUGAUAGAUAUUUACCGAAAUGUGAGAAUCUUUAAAGAUAAGACAAGACGCAAUGAAGAGUGCCUCAAAAUUGAAAUAGUCGUUAACGAUGACGACUCUAAAAAAUUCAUGAACGGUUCACUUCUCCUUUUCACGAAAAAUAACUUCGAUCAAAUGUUUCAAGCAAAAGUGGUCCAAAAAUUAUCAGAAUCGUCCCAAAUCAUCAUUGAGUUGAUUGAUGUUUAUCCUAGAGACCUUAACUUGUCUCAAGGUUACACAAUGGCCGAAUGUAGCCAAUAUUUUGACCCCUAUUUUAACGUUUUAAGUGCCUUGAAAAGCCUCCCUGUGACAAACUUCCCCAUGGAGCGAUAUAUCGUCCAUUGUGACACGUCCGUGUACAGCCCCCGGUAUCUCAACCCCAAUUCACGUUUCUUCAUCGCCGGACGGAGCUUCACCCCUGAAGCUCUAUCAAAAUGGGGCUACCCUCUCCUCGACUUGAACCCCGCUCAAAUGCGAGCGUUCACAGCCGCCCUAACGCGCGAAUUCGUGGUGAUUCAGGGCCCUCCGGGGACCGGUAAGACCCAUUUGGGGGUGAAAAUCGCCGCUACGAUACUACAAAACUCGCAUUUGUGGUACAAAAACACCCCAAUGUUGGUCAUUUCGCACAAAAACGACGCCCUUGACCAAUUUCUUGAAGGCCUAAUUCCAUUCACCACAAAACUGGUGCGAGUUGGGGGCCAAUCAAAGAGUGAAAAAUUGAAAAAGUUCAACUUGGCGACUGAGGGGGAGCGACGGAGAAAACGAGAGGAAUUUUUGGGGGUAAUGCAACAGUCGCUUGUUAUUGGCAUGACGACGAGUAUAGCCUCCCGUUGGAAAGACUUUUUGGAGAGGUUGGAGUGCCCCAUUGUUAUAGUUGAGGAGGCUGCGGAGGUUCUGGAGGCGCAUGUUGUGGCAGCACUGACCGAUAAAUGUCAACACUUGAUUUUGUUAGGGGACCACCAACAACUCCAACCUCUCACUGCUGACAACAAAAUCUCUAAAAACUACCACUUGAGUGUGAGUUUAUUCGAACGCAUGGUUUUGAACGGGAUACAGUGUUACCAACUUGAUAUCCAACAUCGGAUGCGACCGGAAAUCUCCGACUUGCUCAGAGUGAAAAUUUAUCCGUUUUUGAAAGACCACGAAUCGGUUUUGCAUCGUCCGGGGAUUCACGGAGUCGUGAAAAACGUUUUUUUCAUUGAUCAUAAACAAAAAGAAGAAACCUGUAAUUUCACAACGAAGAAGAACAGUCACGAGGCGAUUUUUUUGACACUUUUGGCGCGAUAUUUAAUUUUGAAUGGUUACAAACCAGAGGAUGUUGUUAUUCUAGCGACGUAUUUGGCCCAAAUGAAGGAAAUUGAGAAGUUGGUGAAGGGUCAAGAGUGUCUUGAAGGGGUCAAAGUGUCGACUUUGGAUGGGUUUCAAGGACAAGAGGCUGAAAUUGUUUUGUUAUCGCUGGUCCGUAGUGAUAAAAUUGGGUUUUUGGGGACCGAAAAUCGCAUUUGUGUGGCGUUGUCAAGGGCCAGGAAUGGGUUUUACAUCAUGGGGAAUAUGAGUUUGUUGGCGGGGAGGUCCCAAAUUUGGAACGGCGUGAAAAAAUGUCUCCUAAAACAAGGCUCAAUAAAUCGUAAAAUCCCAUUAGUGUGUCAGAAACAUAAGACAGUCACACAAGUUGAAACAAUUGAUGACUUCCAGAGUGUCCUAAAUCGUGAUUGUUAUCUGAAAGGUGUUGCAAGACCGGUUAUUGGGUCUAAGAAACAGGAAAUUGAAGAUUUGAGGAAUCUGUGGUCUAGGCCAAGGACUGAUGGGUAUGUGAGACCUGUUACACAGUUUGAAAAUAAUUUACAAGUAAAUCAACCAUCUUUUUUAAGGAGUAUAGGAAAUAUAAUUCGGAGUGCUGUGCAUUUCAUUAUUGAAACGUUUUUUUAUUAAGUGUUUUAUUUGAUUUUAUUCUUGUUUUCGUCUCACAAUUGUGAUAUAUGAUUCUUCAAUAAGACUUAUUUUAAUACUUA